CGGGUGGGGAGGGCCGGGGCCGGGGAGCGCGGCGGUGGCGAAGGAGGAAGAGAGCGGCGGGAGGAGCUGAGCCCGGGGCCUCCCUGAGCCGCGGCCGUCGCGGAGUGCGCCGCGCGCGGCCCCAACAUGGACGAAGAAGGCGGCGGAGGUGGCGUGCCUGAUGACCUCUCCAUAGAAGAAAGAGAAGAACUUAUAAAUAUUCGUCGCAGGAAAAAAGAACUGAUUGAUGAUAUUGAGAGAUUAAAAUUUGAAAUAGCGGAGGUUAUGACAGAAAUUGAUAAUCUGACUAGUGUGGAAGAAAGCAAAACGACACAGAGAAAUAAGCAAAUAGCCAUGGGAAGGAAGAAAUUCAACAUGGACCCUAAGAAGGGAAUACAGUUUCUGAUAGAAAACGACCUCUUGCAGAACACUGCAGAAGACAUUGCACAGUUCCUUUACAAAGGAGAAGGAUUAAAUAAAACGGUAAUCGGCGAUUACCUCGGUGAAAGAGAUGAAUUUAAUAUUAAAGUUCUUCAGGCUUUUGUUGAACUCCAUGAGUUUGCUGAUCUCAAUCUUGUACAAGCCUUACGGCAGUUUCUGUGGAGCUUCAGACUCCCAGGAGAGGCUCAGAAAAUUGAUCGUAUGAUGGAAGCUUUUGCUUCACGCUAUUGCCUUUGUAACCCAGGAGUUUUUCAGUCUACAGAUACGUGCUAUGUGCUGUCGUUUGCAAUCAUCAUGUUAAAUACCAGCCUGCACAACCACAAUGUCAGAGAUAAGCCAACAGUAGAGAGGUUUAUUUCUAUGAACCGUGGAAUUAAUGAAGGUGGAGACCUUCCAGAAGAAUUAUUACGGAAUUUAUAUGAAAGUAUUAAGAAUGAGCCAUUUAAAAUUCCAGAGGAUGAUGGAAAUGAUCUAACGCAUACAUUUUUUAAUCCAGAUAGAGAAGGUUGGCUGCUGAAAUUAGGGGGAAGAGUAAAAACAUGGAAACGAAGGUGGUUCAUUUUGACUGAUAACUGCCUGUAUUACUUUGAAUACACCACUGACAAAGAACCUAGAGGGAUUAUUCCAUUAGAAAAUCUUAGCAUAAGAGAAGUUGAAGACCCUAGAAAACCAAACUGCUUUGAGCUCUAUAAUCCCAGUCAUAAAGGCCAAGUGAUUAAAGCCUGUAAAACUGAAGCUGAUGGCAGAGUGGUGGAAGGCAACCACGUAGUGUACAGAAUAUCUGCUCCCACUCCAGAAGAAAAAGAAGAGUGGAUUAAGUCCAUCAAAGCAAGUAUCAGCAGGGACCCCUUUUACGACAUGCUGGCGACAAGGAAACGAAGAAUUGCAAACAAGAAAUAGGACUUGAUGGGUAGCAUGGAUACCUGCAUCCACUUCUAUAUGGUCUAUAAUGGAGUGUAAUGUAAACCUUGGGCAAACUAAAGGAAGACAGCAACUGUACAUUUAUAUAUAAAUAUAUAUAUAUAUAAAAAAUUAUAUAUAUAUAAUGUGUGUAUGUAUAUAUACAUGUAUACACACACACUUUACUAUGACAUAAAAUCUCGGCAAGACCUUUCAGAGUAGUUAUUGGCAUAUAAUUUGAAGUAAGCUUCAAAUCCCAGAGGAUAAUUUUCUUGGAACUUAAUUUAACUGACGACAUGGAAGCUUUGUUUCCACUUGUGUUAGUUGUAACUACAGUUGGCGUGGACUGGGAGGGAAAGAAUGGUAACAUAUCCUAUACCUGCUUCUCGAGCUCAGUGCCCAUAAAUGGGAAAAGCGUUUGAAGUACUUCUCUCUCAGUAAAAUGCAACACUAAAAACUGGAGUAGAGGGCAGCCUGGCACUUUUCUGUAGGCAGGAAACCCACAAUCUCAGUAAGUUUUCAAGUCUUAUGUCUUGCAGUAAAUGAAGCUUUCAUUUAGAGCACAUGAUCCACCUUCUAGAAGCAGUUUUUCUUCUUUGGAAGUGCAGCUCAGUGUCAGACAGGCAGCUACAUCAUUAACCAGUUGUGCCAAAGGGUUGGAGUGAAUGCACUGAAACACAGGCAGGUCCCACCAGCAAAGGCCUGUCUGCAGCCACGACACUGCAUAGAUGUGGUUUGGUAUUUGCCAGAAGGCAAAAACUCUUUCCAGUCUGCUCACACGAUAAGCGGUGAGAGUUAAUGACUGGUUUAAUCUGCUUUUUCUGUAGUAACAUCCUUCCUAUGUUUUAGAUAUAUUGUAGUUUAACUAACAGUAUUAGAGGAAUAAGGUAACAGAGCUUGCAUGAGUUGCAAGGGUUCAGGCUUUGCAUGUGAAAACAGCCUGAAAUAAUAAUUUCACAUGCACUUAAUGUUUUUAAAGGGAGAAAAGCCAGGCUAGCGUAUUCUUCCUGUAAGAUACAGCCCUAGUAGGUGAGCAAGCAGCACUCAUUCAUUCCUUUGCUUGAUAACAAACUUUGAACAUACCAAGAAUUUAUAUAUUUUCAUUACAUUCUUAGAAGAUAUUUGUUUCAGACUUGUACUUCAGUAGCUGAAGUUGAAAACACGAGUAGAUAUCCCUCUUUUUACCUCAAGAACACAACCUGACUGCAGUCAGCCCCUGCACAGUUUCUUACAACGUAUGGAAGCUGGUCAGGGUCUCGUGCUGAGGCGCGUUCUGUCACAGCACUUCCUGGUGGCAGUGCACAUAACAUUCUUGAGGCGCAGCCCCUCACUGCACAGCGAGGGCAGGAAGUUUCUUUGGAUCCUACUACUUCCAGCAGUGCUUUCAUUUUUCCUGUCUUGUCGACUCUGAGCCAUGUCUGCUGUGCCAAUGGUGAGCCAGUGUGAUGCCAAAGCAGUUUUGCUUCUUGGAUACACAACAGGGAAUUCUGCUGUAACACUAAGUUACCUUUUUCAAAUCUCAUUUUACCCUUAAAGUGCAGUUUGAUUUGUGGUUGCUGUCUUACAGAUUUGCAUUGCUUUGCGCAGGGUUUCAGCCUGUGACUGUUCUGCUUUCUUGCACGCUUCAGAACAAGGCUGAAACAGACUGGGGUCACCCUUCCCCAGAGCGUGUGGAACUGCAGGCUGCUUGGAUGAAUGCUCAGAUCUGAGUGAGAAGCAAAACUCAGCCAAAGGAGGUAGAAUCCCAAUACUUAUUAUUAGUAAGUAUCACUGUGGGCUAUCUUUGUUUAAUGAAAGCCAUUUGAACUCUAUGGAAAUAAAUGAAGUUGUAGAUGCUGUGUCUGCAAAGCAGCUGCUAGAAGACUUGAGUCUUCUGCUGCGCAACUUCGCCUUCUCCUUUGAAGCCAUGCACUCCCCAGCUGCAGCUCUGGAUGAGAUUUGUCACAGGAGCCAGUGAGUGCAAAGGUAAAACACAGCACAGUCUAUGCCCGGAGAAAUAUGAGAUUACCAAAACACUUAUAAGCCAUGAAGCACUUUUUUUUAAAUUGAUUCUUAUCUUCUGAGAUAUCAUCUGCAAGAAAGUGUAUUUAUUUAACCAGAUGAGGAAGUCUGCUGAUAAGCAUGAAGGAAAUGCCUUGAGAGUUCAUUUGCUGUACUUAGCUGGAAGUUCUUAUAUCCUGCACAAGUAAUUAUUCACAGUAACAGCUAUCUGAGGAUACUAUAGCAGGAAAUAUAUUAUUUUGUAGCAUUAAAAUGUGACAUCUAAAACAGCUACUUGCGGUGCUCAAUAUAGCUAUUUAAUUUACCAAAGCUAAUGGAAUGUCUUUCUUGUUUGCAAUGAUAUUUGAUUUUAAAUGGUGGUUGUUUUAUUUGUAACAGUAUUAACACGGAGUGAAACUGGCCCAGAAUUUCCACUGGUCACGAGGCCAGUAAAACAAAGUGGCUUGUGAAAGUUCAGGCCAAGUUCAGGUACUAUCCAUGAGGGUAAAGAAAAAUCUCUCAACCUUUCCCUUCCCGAUUGGGCCUCAAGUCCAGGUGUAGCUUAGCACAGCGAGCUGCUCUGUGGCCUAAAGCAAUACCUGCUAGCGUUUGGCCGUGCUGAGGAAAAGUCCCCUGGGAAUAACAGCCUUCUCCCUUCCUGUUGCACUGAAAGCUGUGUAAUUGUUCAGCUCUUUGGUUUUACCAUUGCCUUCUGAAACUGCAGGAGCCAGCAAGAGCCACUGCUGCUUCUGCCACACGUAUGGCCUCUCUGAAUAUCCAAACCUUGUGGCCAUUAACUUCAGCUAUGGUGCCAGUGCAGACUGGGGAGAGAACUGUACAUAACACUUAAGCUCAGCUGGACUGACUUAAAUUUUACAAUACUCUGACAAAGUAAGCUCUACACUGCUUAACAUCUUGAACAGUUUUAAACCGGUACAAAACAACCUUUAUAACCCAAGCAGCAUUUAUAAUGCUUCAUAUAUAAAAACAAUACAUAUUUUUUAAAGUUUAUUACAUAUCUAUGUAGAUAUGCUUGCUGGAAAAGCUGGGUCUGUUGUAGACCAAAUGCUACAAAUGAAGACUUGUGGCUUACCAGUUUCUUUUCUAUAUUUUCUUGGAAAAUGUUUCUAGUUAGAGUAUAAAUAUAAGAUGUAAAUGCUGUACAGAUAUGUAUUGAUAUAAGCAUUACUUGGUGUACACAAGUAAUUUGCAUGACAAAUACUCCGUAUCAAUCAUUGUUAAAAAUGUAAUGUUCUGUGUAAAUCCACUGCAAUAUUAACGUUGUCAUUUAUCAUUAAGACCUUUUGCUUAAACCUGGACAUUCUCAAAAAUAAAGUGUGAAACUAUA
Messenger RNA from Tympanuchus pallidicinctus (lesser prairie-chicken), 4648 nucleotides. RefSeq names its product cytohesin 3 (gene CYTH3). The transcript is spliced from 13 exons. Gene Ontology annotation, biological process: regulation of ARF protein signal transduction. Bases 127 to 1320 code for a protein of 397 amino acids. Lineage: Eukaryota; Metazoa; Chordata; Aves; Galliformes; Phasianidae. Gene Ontology annotation, molecular function: guanyl-nucleotide exchange factor activity. The record is from RefSeq and is a predicted model, not a curated record.